AUGGCGGCUGCCGGCGGCGGGGCGCUGGGUUCGGCGGCCGGGGCGGGGGGCUGGCGCCUUCCCGGCCGAGUGCUGGAAUUCGUCUUCGCCUAUCUCGACUUGCGCGAACUGCGGAGCUGCGCGCUGGUGUGUAAGAUGUGGUACCGCGUCCUGCACGGCGACGAGAACAGCGAGGUGUGGCGCAGCCUGGCCGCCCGCAGCCUGGCCGAGGAAGCGCUGCGCACCGACAUCCUCUGCAACGUGCCCACCUACAAGGGCAAGGUGCGCGCCUUUCAGCAUGCUUUCAGCACCAAUGAUUGCUCUAGGAAUGUCUACAUUAAGAAGAAUGGAUUUACUUUGCACAGGAAUCCCAUUGCUCAGAGUACAGAUGGAGCAAGGACCAAGAUUGGCUUCAGUGAAGGCCGGCAUGCCUGGGAAGUCUGGUGGGAAGGUCCUCUUGGCACAGUGGCAGUAAUUGGAAUUGCUACAAAGCGAGCCCCCAUGCAGUGUCAGGGCUACGUGGCACUCCUGGGCAGUGAUGAUCAGAGCUGGGGCUGGAAUCUGGUGGACAAUAACUUGUUACAUAAUGGAGAAGUCAAUGGCAGCUUUCCCCAGUGCAACAAUGCUCCAAAGUAUCAAAUAGGUGAAAGAAUUCGUGUCAUCUUAGACAUGGAAGAUAAGACACUCGCUUUUGAGCGAGGCUAUGAGUUCCUAGGAGUUGCAUUCCGAGGACUGCCAAAGACUUGUCUAUAUCCAGCAGUAUCUGCUGUGUAUGGCAACACUGAGGUGACGUUAGUUUACCUGGGGAAGCCUUUAGAUGGAUGACAUUGUUUUUUA
Gekko japonicus is the source of this 816-nucleotide messenger RNA. It is a transcript of the gene FBXO45, whose product is annotated as F-box protein 45. The transcript has 3 exons. Lineage: Eukaryota; Metazoa; Chordata; Lepidosauria; Squamata; Gekkonidae. Bases 1 to 804 code for a protein of 267 amino acids. Gene Ontology annotation, biological process: synapse assembly involved in innervation; proteasome-mediated ubiquitin-dependent protein catabolic process. Gene Ontology annotation, molecular function: protein binding. The record is from RefSeq and is a predicted model, not a curated record. Gene Ontology annotation, cellular component: SCF ubiquitin ligase complex; synapse.